Messenger RNA from Sardina pilchardus (European sardine), 1634 nucleotides. It is a transcript of the gene ncs1a, whose product is annotated as neuronal calcium sensor 1a. Lineage: Eukaryota; Metazoa; Chordata; Actinopteri; Clupeiformes; Clupeidae. The record is from RefSeq and is a predicted model, not a curated record. The coding region runs from base 39 to 611 and encodes 190 amino acids. The transcript is spliced from 8 exons. Gene Ontology annotation, molecular function: calcium ion binding; calcium sensitive guanylate cyclase activator activity.
AGAGAGAGAGGGAGAAGCGUGCAGGCUGCCAAAAAGUCAUGGGGAAGUCCAACAGCAAACUGAAGCCUGAGGUGGUGGAGGAGCUGACGAGAAAGACCUAUUUCACGGAAAAGGAAGUACAGCAGUGGUAUAAAGGCUUCAUUAAGGACUGUCCCAGCGGGCAGCUGGAUUCGGCGGGUUUUCAGAAGAUCUACAAGCAGUUCUUCCCCUUCGGAGACCCCACCAAGUUUGCCAGCUUCGUCUUUAACGUGUUUGAUGAGAACAAGGAUGGGCGCAUCGAGUUCUCGGAAUUUAUCCAGGCCUUGUCAGUCACCUCCAGAGGGACACUGGAUGAAAAGCUCAGAUGGGCUUUUAAACUUUACGAUCUCGACAACGAUGGCUACAUCACUCGAGACGAGAUGCUGAACAUCGUGGACGCCAUAUACCAGAUGGUGGGAAACACUGUGGAGUUACCCGAAGAGGAGAACACGCCCGAGAAGAGAGUGGAUCGCAUCUUCGCCAUGAUGGAUAAGAAUGCUGACGGGAUGCUGACGCUGCAGGAGUUUCAGGAGGGUUCCAAGGCCGACCCGUCCAUCGUCCAGGCCCUGUCCCUCUACGACGGCCUGGUUUAGAGGUGCCCGCGGGUGGCUGCUGUGUCUCUGUGUCCUCUGAGGCACAGACGAUCUUUCCCUGUACCUGCUGGGACAUGGAGUUCUUGUUCUGCAUUGUGAAUGCUGUAGCUAGAUCAGACGUCUGGCUUCAAUAUCUCAUUUUCACGGUUUGUUGAAAACAACAUUCACACAGACAGUGUUAGCAGCUAUGCUGUGCUGUGCUGCAUCUUUAUGUGACAUUUGCCUUUGAAUGAUAAACUAUUGACAAAAAGAAGAAGCUAAGUGAGGACACUUCGACGGGAGCCUUGACCUUGAGAGUUGACCUGCUUUGGAUGUGGAUGCAGAGGGACUACAGAAUCCUGUGUUGACAUCAGGACUCCUCCUCAAGUGUUUUCAGUUCUAGUGUGAGUUUAUCUUUGAUCUGUUGGUAAAGGACACAGCCUCACACAGGUACAUAGUAUACACCACAUCAAACGUGAUCAACUGACAUGAUCUGCUGAAGGUUUAGAUAAAAUAAUAAACAAAUAGUUGAACUAAUACAUGUAAUGUACAGCUUAACAUCAUUGUACUGUAAGGCUACUGCCAACAUAGGGAGACUGGAUGAACAGACGUCAGUCUUCUUAGUGAACACAACCAUGUUUGCUCAUGAAUUUCACAUCGUUGUUGUGGCUUCUAAUGCUCCUCCUGAACUCUGUGAUGAAAAGAAAAACACUGAGCAUGUUUGGAAUUCCUCACUGCACAAUCACAAACUGUGUUUGACGUGAAAAGUAUUAUUUUUCUAUGCGGAGCAGGCCUGUCAUUGUGAAACUGAAAGCCUGUGUGUAUUAUACCCAAUGCACCAACCAUGUGGUUCUUUUGACUGUUAAAAUAGGGGUUCUUCAUUACGUGCACAGCACAUCUUACUUUACAAAUGAGCCAAGUUCUUAUAUAUAUUUUGCCUUCCCACAGUUGCCAUCUAAAAGUCCAUAGGAACUGUACAGUGACUAAGUAUGGACUUACCCAUUAAUGUAUUGCUAUCAGGCAGCGAAGACUCCAGUGUUAUUC